UUCUUUGUCAUUGUUGUCAUCAUUUACAGGAGUCAAGGAGGUUAUGAUUGAUAUGGCUCAAAACCAGGUGACUAUAAAGGGAAUAGUUGAACCACAAGCUGUGUGCAAUAGGAUAAUGAAGAAAACCAAGAGAAGAGCUAAAGUCUUAUCCCCUCUGCCUGAAGCUGAGGGAGAGCCCAUGCCAGAAGUUGUUAGUUCACAGGUUAGUGGAUUAACAACUGUGGAACUCAAUGUGAACAUGCACUGUGAGGCCUGUGCUGCCCAACUCCCAAUUGCAACAGCCAAAACAGAUCAAGAUUAAUAUACAUAAACCUCA
Molecule: messenger RNA, 316 nt
Organism: Vitis vinifera (wine grape)
Lineage: Eukaryota; Viridiplantae; Streptophyta; Magnoliopsida; Vitales; Vitaceae
Product: heavy metal-associated isoprenylated plant protein 9
Exons: 2
Coding region: 44-301 (85 amino acids)
Molecular function (GO): metal ion binding
Source: RefSeq, a predicted model, not a curated record